GUAUUGGUAUGACUACUGGCACAGCAUGGUUAAGUGUUGAGCCCCCAGAGGCUGUUUUAACUGCUUUGUACCAAGAAGAAUUGCAUAUUCCAGUUGCUCCCCUCUGACAGCAUCAGAGAAGGUCACUGUUCUACUGCUGCAGUAUGACGAGGUCUCUUCUAUGGACAUUGAACUGCCAGCUACCUAUGCCUAUUGCCUGUGAUGGAAGAACUUGAUGUUAAUGUGAGUUCGAGUGAGGGCUUUGGCGUAGCGGAGAGGAUUGUGCUGCUCACCUUCAUCUCCGCCGUUAUACUGAUGGCCAUCCUGGGGAACCUGCUGGUGAUGGUGGCCGUGUGCCGGGACAGGCAGCUCAGGAAAAUCAAGACCAAUUAUUUCAUUGUUUCCCUUGCCUUUGCGGACCUGCUGGUGUCAGUGCUGGUGAUGCCAUUUGGAGCCAUUGAGUUGGUUCAGGACAACUGGAUCUAUGGGGAAAUGUUCUGCCUUGUCCGGACAUCCCUCGAUGUCCUGCUCACCACAGCAUCAAUCCUGCAUCUCUGCUGUAUUUCACUGGACAGGUACUAUGCUAUCUGCUGCCAGCCUCUGGUUUACAGGAACAAGAUGACUCCAUUGCGCAUUGCUGUAAUGCUUGGAGGGUGCUGGGUAAUCCCAACAUUUAUUUCUUUCCUCCCUAUCAUGCAAGGCUGGAAUAGUAUUGGCAUCAUUGAUCUGGUUCAGCAAAGGCAGUUCAACAAGGCUUCCAACUCCACCUACUGCAUAUUCAUGGUCAACAAGCCAUACGCCAUUACCUGCUCCGUGGUGGCCUUCUACAUUCCCUUCCUCCUGAUGGUGCUGGCUUACUACCGCAUCUACAUCACAGCCAGGGAGCACGCCCGGCAGAUCAGGGUGCUGCAGCGCGCAGGGGCCCCCACCGACGGCCGGCAGCACCACCCGGACCAGCACAGCACGCACCGCAUGAAGACUGAGACCAAAGCUGCCAAGACCCUGUGCAUCAUCAUGGGGUGCUUCUGCCUGUGCUGGGCCCCCUUCUUUGUCACAAACAUAGUGGACCCUUUCAUAAACUACACCGUGCCAGGGAAGCUGUGGACGGCUUUCCUGUGGCUGGGCUACAUCAAUUCAGGGUUGAACCCUUUCCUCUACGCCUUCCUGAACAAGUCUUUCAGACGUGCCUUCCUCAUCAUCCUGUGCUGUGGUGAUGAGCGAUACCGAAGGCCUUCCAUCUUGGGGCAGACAGUCCCGUGUUCCACCACCACAAUAAAUGGAUCGACUCAUGUACUAAGGUACACUGUUUUACAUAAUGGGCAUCAUCAGGAACAUGAGAAGCUUCCCAUCCACAAUGACCCUGAAUCCCAAGAGUCCUGUUUCUAGUCACAGUCCUAGAUGAGGAAUAGCUCGGCUGAAGGGACAGAUUCCUUUAGGAUAACCAAAGGAUUCAUGGACAGCAGGACUUUAUGAAAAAUUAUUCAUCUGCAUUGUCAUGGUGCCUCCACCCCUGACUUCACAUGAAUAUCCAGCUGCAUGUAGGUAGAUUGAUGGGGGCAUGGGAAGGUACAUGAACAGAAUGGCUGAGGAGGCUUUCCUGUAUCUGCAAGGACAGCUGGCUAUAUGACUGUCUCAGAGCCUUACUCCAGGAGUGAGCUGAUAUCUGUCAAUGUAAGGAAACAACACAGAUACAAACCACCCAGUGCAUGGACAUGGGCUUCCGUUAUUCCUUUCCAGCUGCCAUCUGUGCACAAGCCAUUUCUGUUCUGUGAUAUGACCUAAAAGAUUGCAAGUUCUGGGUAAAGCCCUAACACAAUGUGAGACCAAAUGCCCGCUUUAUCUGUGCAAGAUCCUACCCAGCGGUGACUGGAUACUGUCAGGAGAGAAACAUCACCGUUUUCUUUAGCAAAAUAAGAGGAAGUGUUUGCCCUUUGAUUACAGUUACUGGUAAAAGGUCAGCACAAGCUGCUGAUUCACCCUACCCUUCAGAGCUUUCUUUGUAAAUGCUUUACUGUGCUUCCUGGCCAAAUUCUUUGAUAGAAGACUCAUUGAGCAUAAAUAGUGCCUGACAAGCUGCAGUGGGACCUACAGGACAUUUCACUGCUAACAGAAGUCUCUACAAGCACUGUAUCAAUCCAGCCCAGCUGCUAAAAGACAGCAGCCAUCCUCUACCAUUCAGAGGCCAGUGAAAGUGAUGUGGCCCUCAAAGCCAGAGAUAUCCUCAUCUGAGCAGACUUUCGGCAUUCUUACCGAGAAGAAAGGUUGGCCAAGAGACAGAGUCAGUCUGUAAUAGAUCACCAAGUGCCAUCUUGAAAGUUACACCAUCUAAAAAGCUGCAUUAAGAAGAUAGACUUCUAUUUGUGUUUUCCAUCUUUAUUUUUCUAUUUGUUUCUGUUCUCUUCCAGUUGAAGUGAGAAGUUUCAAGACUUUCAAAUAUCCUCAUAUGCACACCUCUGUUUGCAAAGAUCUCAGUCUUUAGCUGCUUCCUGCAUGUAGAUGUUGCUAUGUUCCUUGUGAGCUGCUUCCACCUUUGCAUGGAAAGGGUAGGCAAUACUGUAGACUUCACAACUUUGGGAAGAUGAUAUUCAUGCAGUGGGAAGUAUGCAGGAUGAAGACUACAAGCCUCUACCCUUUUUAGAUGAAGAUCUAACCCAGAGAUGCCACCCUGGGCCUAGAAAAUAAAAUCGUACUUUGUUAUAUUGUGUAAUCAUGUACAGAUAUUUUUAAUGUAAAAAGAAAUGGUGACAUUAUUUAUUAUUUUUUAUCAGGAAUGUGGUUUUUUUUUCAUUAAAAGCUUCUAGACCCAGGAGCUUAACAUUAUAUGUAUUAUUAUUUAGUAAUAUUUCUGUUGCUAUGUGACAGGUAUUUACUGUAAAACAAACAAAUCCUGCUUUGAACAAAAAUGUUGCUCAGUAGGAAACAAAGUUGUGCAUGGUAAGAGCACCUGGCUUCCUAAUCAUGGUGUCUGACUUCUUUAAACACUUCUUCCAAACAAAAGUUGCUGACAAAGCUUUACAUAAUAUUCCUUUAGGAUUCAGAAGGACACUGGGCAGAAACAGCUCUAAUGAGAAGACAGACACUUACCAAUGCAGAAAAUCGCUAGCGGUUAGAAAGAGACAAACUACUGGUGUUUGUGGUUGUAGAUGCCAAUGGGAAGAACAUGAGCUGUUUGAAAAGAUAUGGUGAGAUAGUUUGAACCAAUUCCUGGUUCACCAUUAGGAACAGUUUGGCAAUGAUCUGUUUUUACACGGUUGUGUUUCCAAAAGAACUUGUUAUCAGUUCAACUCUAUUGUUGACACCAAAACAGAGCAGUGGGUGAAAAAAUUGGCCAUUAUUGAAAGUCUGGAAAAAAAUCCAUCCAGGGCCACUUCAUUCCCAUGAUCUACAUCUCUGUGAAACUCCUCCCAUGGGGUUUUAUCUGGAUUUGGAUAUGCAGGACCGCAGGAGAGACUGUCUUGAUUUCACCUCAAGUAUCAAAUUUCCUAAAGAAAUCCUGGAAAAGCUUUUUUCUCUGUCCCUAUUAAAAAGCAUCAAUAUAUUGGUGUGAAAUCACUCAGUGAUAUGGAACCCGCAGCAUGGGGAUGCUACAGUGAUGGUGUUCUUUGUUUCUGCUGUUGUCCCUGAAGUGUUUUCUCUGAUAUUUUUAUGUGCUUUAGUAAUAUAUCUCUUCUUAAUUUAAAAUGAACUUCUCAACAUUGUAUUUUACUCAUGGGCAAUGUUCAGAAGGCUCUAUCAAUGAGAUCAGCAGCUCACUAGCCAAAAUCAGAGAAUCAUAGAAUAGUUAGGGUUGGAAAGGACCUUAAGAUCAUCCGGUUCCAACCCCCCUGCCAUGAGCAGGGACACCUCACACUAAACCAUGCCACCCAAGGCUCUGUCCAACCUGGCCUUGAACACCACCAGGGAUGGAGCAUUCACAACUUCCCUGGGCAACCCAUUCCAGUGCCUCACCACCCUUACAGUAAAGAACUUCUUCUUUAUAUCCAAUCUAAGCUCUGAUAAUACAAUCAUCAAAAGCUCUGACAGAAAAGAAAGCCUCCAAUUCUAAACACCAUAUUGGAAUGAAAUACUAAACACAAAAGGUCCAUGUUCUGUGUCAUCUCUGGCUAAUUGCUCACUGGACUCAGUAAACCUGUCAUGAAUGACCUGGCGGCUCCUGCUGAAUAAGUCAAUAAUCCUAGCAACGCUUCUGUGAACCUAGGAAAUGAUGAUGUCCAUCAUCAUCUAGUGGAAAGUGUCUGUGCCCAUGGCAGGGAGGUGCAACUAGAUCAUCUUUAAGGUCUCUUCCAACCCAAACUAUUCUAUGAUUCUGUGAUCAAUAAUAUUAGAAUUUCUAUGGAAAAGAAACUGUCCAAUGGAAAGGACCCAUACUCCAUUUCCAUUGCUAAAGGUAGCUGCUCCUGUAGCCUCUGGGUUCACCUUCUCAUUGACCAUUUUGGCUAGUGGUGUCAGAGUCUUUGCCUGUGCUGAAUGAUGUGUAAUGCAUUGGCUGUUUCUAAAAAUAAAAAAUCCUCUAUGUACAUUGCAGUAAA
Messenger RNA from Pezoporus occidentalis (night parrot), 4508 nucleotides. It is a transcript of the gene HTR4, whose product is annotated as 5-hydroxytryptamine receptor 4. Gene Ontology annotation, molecular function: G protein-coupled serotonin receptor activity. Gene Ontology annotation, cellular component: plasma membrane. The transcript is spliced from 7 exons. NCBI's taxonomy places the organism in Eukaryota, Metazoa, Chordata, Aves, Psittaciformes, Psittacidae. Gene Ontology annotation, biological process: regulation of appetite; chemical synaptic transmission; adenylate cyclase-activating adrenergic receptor signaling pathway. The coding region runs from base 202 to 1365 and encodes 387 amino acids. The record is from RefSeq and is a predicted model, not a curated record.